AUGACUGAUCGUUUAGAAAAUGUUGAUUCAAUUAAUGAGGUGGCAAAUACAUCAAACAAUACAGAUAAUAACUCUGUGAUCGGAGAUGAAGUUUCAAAAUUGUCUACCCCAAGUAAUAAGGUCUCUAAUGAUAAUUUCGAAAAACAGCAAGAUGAAGGUGUUGUUGAAAAACCUGAUAUUCCAAUUAAACCAGCUUCAGCAUAUGUCGGUGUUUCCUUAUUAUGUGCGAUGAUUGCUUUUGGUGGUUACGUUUUCGGUUGGGAUACUGGUACCAUUUCUGGUUUUGUUGCCCAGACUGAUUUUGUGAGAAGAUUUGGUUCAUAUAAUAAUAACACUGGUACAUACUAUUUAAGUGAUGCAAGAACUGGUUUAAUUGUCUCUAUUUUCAAUAUUGGUUGUGCCAUCGGUGGUAUCACUCUAGGUAGAUUAGGUGAUAUGUAUGGUAGAAAAAUUGGUUUGAUGGCUGUUACUGUUGUCUAUGUUAUUGGUAUUCUUAUCCAAAUCUGUUCUUUUAACAAAUGGUAUCAAUAUUUCAUUGGUAGAAUUAUUUCUGGUUUAGGUGUUGGUGGUAUUUCUGUUUUGUCACCAAUGAUGAUUGGUGAAACUUCUCCAAAACAUUUAAGAGGUACUUUGGUUGCAUGUUACCAAUUGAUGAUUACUUUGGGUAUCUUUUUAGGUUAUUGUACUAAUUACGGUACUAAGAACUACAGUAACGAAGUGCAAUGGAGAGUUCCAUUAGGUUUAUCGUUUGCCUGGGCUCUAUUCAUGUUGGGUGGUAUGACUUUCGUCCCAGAAUCUGCUCGUUACUUGUGCGAAAAGGAUAGGAUUGGAGAUGCCAAAAGAUCAAUGUCUGCAGUUAACAAGGUUUCCAUUGACGACCCAUCAAUUCAAACUGAAAUUGAUGCUAUCAUGGCUGGCGUUGAAGCUGAAAGAUUAGCUGGUAAUGCCACCAUCAAAGAAUUGUUUUCUACUAAGACUAAGGUGUUCCAAAGAUUAAUUAUGGGUAUUAUGUUACAAAGUUUGCAACAAUUGACAGGUGAUAACUAUUUCUUCUACUACGGUACCACUGUUUUCAAGGCUGUUGGUUUAGCUGAUUCAUUCCAAACAUCCAUUGUUAUUGGUGUUGUUAACUUUUUCAGUACAUUUGUCGGUAUUUGGGUUGUUGGUCGUUUUGGUCGUCGCACUUGUUUACUAUGGGGCGCAGCCACUAUGACAGCUUGUAUGGUUGUUUUCGCAUCUGUUGGUGUCACAAGAUUAUGGCCAGAGGGCGCCAACCAUAAGGAUAUUUCAAGUAAAGGUGCCGGUAACUGUAUGAUCGUUUUCACAUGUUUCUAUAUUUUCUGUUUUGCUACUACCUGGGCCCCAUUAGCAUAUGUUGUUAUUAGUGAAUCUUAUCCAUUGAGAGUUAAAUCCAAGUGUAUGGCUCUUGCCACUGCUGCCAAUUGGAUCUGGGGUUUCUUGAUUUCAUUUUUCACACCAUUUAUCACUUCUGCCAUUAAUUUCUACUAUGGGUAUGUUUUCAUGGGAUGUUUAGUUUUCAUGUUCUUCUACGUGUUUUUCUUUGUUCCAGAAACCAAAGGUUUGAGUUUAGAAGAAGUCAACGAUAUGUGGUUAGAAGGUGUUUUACCAUGGAAAUCUGCUUCAUGGGUUCCAGCAUCCAGAAGAGGCGCCAAGUACAAUGCCGAAGCCUUGAAACAUGACGAAAAGAAGGGCUUGAAGAGAUUCUUCUGA
This is a messenger RNA of Saccharomycodes ludwigii, 1731 nucleotides long. RefSeq names its product sugar porter family MFS transporter. Bases 1 to 1731 code for a protein of 576 amino acids. Gene Ontology annotation, molecular function: carbohydrate:proton symporter activity. Gene Ontology annotation, cellular component: plasma membrane. The record is from RefSeq and is a predicted model, not a curated record. Lineage: Eukaryota; Fungi; Ascomycota; Saccharomycetes; Saccharomycodales; Saccharomycodaceae. Gene Ontology annotation, biological process: transmembrane transport; carbohydrate transport. The transcript has a single exon.